UAUUGUGCGUAGUGGGUUGAGGUGUGUGUGUGUGUUCUCUCUCUCUCCAUCUCUCCUUUUUUUAGAAAUUCGCCGGGGAUUAGAUCGCGUGUUCUUUUUUUUCACCCCCCCUAAACUACGCUCCUCCGGCGGAUAUACGCCAAACAGACCGUAAAAGCAGCUAGCCCAUCACAAUGUCCUCAAUACCUCCCGAACCCACCAAAGCUGAGAUUGAUCAGCUCCGGUCUGCCGCUCUGGAGAAGGUGGAAACGGAAGGGGGCAACUUCGACCCCAUAGACGUAAAGAGGAUCAAGACAGACGACAAGUAUAUCCGCCGCUUCCUGAUGCACCACGACAAUGACCAGAAAUUGUCACUGGAAAUGGUCAUGGACACACUCAAGUGGAGGCAGGAGAUGCAAUGCAAUACCAUCGUAAAAGAGAGCAUACAAGCAGACUUCUUCGACAAAGGGGCAAUGUACAUACACAACAGAGACAAGGAUGGUUGCAAGAUGCUGGUGUUUGCCGUGCGUUUCCAUCAGAAGGGAGUCUUAGACAUGGACCAACUGAAGAAAUUUUUGAUUUAUUGGCUGGAGAGAUUAGAGAGGGAAGAGGGAGGAGAAUGGAUAACGGUGUUCUUCGACAUGUGUGACACGGGGAUGAAGAACAUGGACAUGGAGUUUAUCCAGUACAUGAUCAACCUGUUCAAGAAUUAUUACCCGUGGUUCCUUAACUAUAUCAUUGUGUUUGAAAUGCCGUGGCUGCUAAGUGCUAUGUGGAAGAUUAUCAAAACAUGGCUGCCCCCAAAGUCAAUAGAGAAAAUCAAAUUUGUCGAUAAGAAGUCUCUGAAAGAGUUUGUGGAGCCUGACCAAGCCCUGGUCAGCUGGGGAGGCACUGACAAUUACGAGUACCAAUUUGAGCCCGAGGCAGCCAAUGCCUUCGUGCCAGUUGCCAACGGAGACAUAGAGGCACGGAAGGUCCACUUUGCCGAGGGCAGUGCUCAGCCGCCUGCGUCACCUCUUAGGGGCAAACCACAAAUUAGGCGCACAAUAUCAGCUAAUGGAAAGGCCAUCAUAGAUAUCGACCCAAGCGAAGAGUUGCUGUUCAGCAACUGCCGAAUUGGUGCUUCAACAAAUAUUUUACUGACUAACCCAACAGACAGCCCUGUGGCCUUCAAGAUCAAGACAACCUCACCAGAGAAGUAUCGCGUACGUCCAUCCGUUGGUGUCCUAGAAGGGGGAGCUCAGCUGGACAUCAGUGUGACCGUGAGUGAGCAGCUUGCCCCGGCUGCACUGGUCAGGGAUAAGUUCCUUGUUAUGGGAGCUCCAACUACAAUACCGGAUAUGAAUUCUCAGGAAGUUUCACAGUUGUUCAAGAACAUCAGCAAGGAUGAUCUUUUUGAAACACGCUUACGAGUUGGAGUCUCUGCUGUCGACUCAAGUCAUGAUUCAUCUUUAGCUGGUGGACAGUCAGCUCCUGUUACAUCAUCUGAACUUAUUUCAAAGAUUGACCAGUUACUCCUCCGCCAGUCAGCGGUGGAAGAGCAACUCCGAGCUGCAAAGAAGCUCGUGUUCAUCAUGCUUUUGGCCAUGAUUGUUGUGCUUAUAUUCCUCAUCACAAUCACGAACAACAACCUCCACGCAUAUACUGCAGCAAUGCAGAGUGCCAAUACUAUCAUCAGCCAAGCUAGUCAUGGGGAACAUCACAGCCAUGUGGAGCUAUAGCGCUUCAGUGCUCUGUAAUUGUCAGCUGUCAGAAGCUCAUUGGAGAAAGACUUUGGUCACUGUAGGCUUUUAAAGAGAGGCUUGAUGUAUGAGUGUAGAGUCACCCUAGAGGUGGUAUUGAAUGGGGGGAGGGGGAAAGGGGGCAGAUGACUUUGCAGUCAUUUUGCACAAGAAGUUUGUCACGAUUGUGAGUGUUGUAGAGAGUGCUAUUAUAGUCUAGGAAGUUGUAAAUAGAUAAUGAAUACCUUAACUAGAGGCUUUUUAUAUGUUUAAUGGCAUUUAAGAGGACUUAAGUGUACUUGGCCAAUCAUUAAUUGAUGUGAAAAAAAAAUGUGAUAACUUAUCAUGAUAAGCACAGUGUAGGUAGAAGUUUCAUAGUAAAAAUGUCCUUUUCUGAAUAUGAAUUAAAUUAGUCUGUUUGAUAUAAUGUACUGCUGGAAUGAUGUCAUUCAUAUGCAAGUAAAAACAAAUGUCUAAAUAUGCAUUAUGGAUUACUUAAUGAUAUAAAAAACAACUUCAUAUAUGUAGAUGUAGGUUUGUGAAUCUUUUGUGAUGAGUAUGAGGUGAACUUUGCAUGUGUUAGCUUAAAAAGAACAAUACAAAAAAUAAAACAAAAAAAACUGAUGUAUAUUUACAUCAUGAAACUUAUUUUUGAGUGGCUUUACAAAAUUGAUCAUGACACAUAAGCAGUAACCAUUCACAGAUGUAAUCACAUUGUGCCAUAUACAUAUCAGCAGGUUAGAUGAGCCACACUUAUUUUUAGGAUGGAGCAGAUGUGAUUCUUGAAAGAAAAAAGGGAAAGUAUUGAUGACUAAAAGGAUGCAAUAUGACUGAUAUUGUUUUUUUAUAUUGACUUCAGUUAUAUAUUUUCAAUGCUUACUAUUCAGUUGUAAUUGUUUUGGAUUCAGGAAUAUUUUCUUAUCUCUUUUUACAAUCUUAUUUUAUGUUUAGAUAUCAUACAGCCAUACACUUUUUACACAAGCUGUAUUUAGUGAAUGUUUACUGCCCCAUGAACAAUAUACUAAUUUAUAGAUGAGUGAUAGAAAUGGUUUUCAUGUGCUGUUAUUUAUUAUAUUAUGUCUAAGCUUUCUUUUUCUCCAAACUGUAAUUAUGAAUGUGUCUGUAUGCAAGCUUCUUUUGUUAUGAUUUAUAAACAGGUCACAACAUCAACUGCAGAGGAAGUGAAAAGGUUGAAGCUCUUUGAUGUGUUAUGAUUUGCUUAUGCUCAUUCCCUUUUCAGUUAUUAAUGCAUUAUUUUCUUGUUUAUUUUUGGAAAAGUUUCUUCUUAGAUUUUUGGUCUACAUUGAUUAUUAUCAUUAUUAUUCCCCCCUGUGUUGAUUGAUAAUAGACUAUUGAGGAGGAGAAGGAAAUACAAACCCAGUUCUUGGGAUGCAUAAGGGUUAGCUUCCCCUAGAUAUUUUCAUGCUUCCACACAUUUAUAUAUAAAUAUAUGUAAUUGAUGAUGAUGCAACAAGGAGUGCAUCUUUGUACAAACAAUUUUCUAUUUGUGUAGUGGCUACUAAAUAACUCCUAUAAGCCUUCUAUGUAAAUUCAAAGGUUAUUUUUUAAGUUCGUAAAGUCUCUUAGUCAGUUGAAUCAUGGCAUGAAAGUUUGGUACAUUCAGAUCUCACAGACAAGAGAAAGAAAAUGGCUUUAUUUCUAUUAUGAUUAUGAUUAUGUUUGUUUUACCUCUUUUGGGAUUAAGUAAUUAUUUUGAUUAUGUUGAAUAUAUGUACUUAUUUGUUAAAACUUGAAGUUUACACUGCCAAAAGAUACAAGCACAAUCUGAGGAAAACCCUUGAAUUUUUCCUUGGCAGAGAGUUUUUGUAGCAAAAGCACACCCCAGUUAUAUAUUAUAACAGAACAGUACUCACAUCCUAAAUGAGUAUCAUUCCAGUAACAUAAGUCCAUCUACCCUACAGAUUUCCAUCGUGUUUUGAAUUCCACGAAGGGUUAUGGAAACUAAAUGAUUUGAAAUUAUUUUCAUGCCUUCGUACUUUAUUUUCAUUGUUCACUGUAUUUUUCUAUUUUUCCUAAAUAAAUGUUGUUAUAACAGAGUACAGAUAGUAUUUACUAUGGACAAGGUUCUGAAUUAUUAGUUACGGUUGCAAAAUAGGGGAUAACAUUGCAAGAACUGCAUUUUAAUAACUGAUGUAUUUCAGCAAAUGAAGUAUACUGAAGACUGGGAACAUUUAGUUAGAUCAUUAUAGGUAAUGUCUGAGAUGUCAAGGUCAGCUUGGAGAAGUUGGUUAUGAUUAACCGUGAAAUUACAGAAAGGGAGAUAUUAUUCUCCUUUAAAACUUUAUAAAAGUUUUUUUAUUAUACUGGUUAUGUAUACUCAAAGUAUAUUCCUCUUUCUUCUUUUUUUUUCUAUAAUUUGUCAUGAAUAGUGUGUUUUACUUGUGAUUGAAUGUUGACAUUAUAUUAAGUGUAAUUCUUUCAGUUAGCACAAUAUUAACGUUCUAGUACACUUGCAUCAUUCUUUUUGCCAAAUAGUAUAACAGUGAGGAGUUUUGUAUGAAACAUCAGGUAAUUCAUAAAAUUCUUUUAUGGAAUUAUUUAUAUUAUGUAAACUAGUGAAGAAAUAAAAAUGAAAUGCAAGAAGUAAUAGUUGUGGGUUUAAGACUUCUAUUUUUUUAGAAAAAAUGUUACUAGUAUGAAGAAUCCUGUGGUGUCAAAAAAGCCAGUAAUGAUAUACAGUGAUAUCUGAUGCCUAGGUCAGUUUGAUAGUCUUUAACUAAUUACCACAGUUAGAAAGGCAAAAGAUAUUAUUUUCUACAGUCCAUGUGCAUGCAACUCGAUAACAUGAGAAUUAUACUGUUUCAUAAGCUAAGAUUUCUUUUGGGCAUCAAAUAGGAUUAUUGACAAAACUUGAACUCACAGCUGCCAGCACCCUAUGCAGUGGAAUGUUUUAGUUCCUAUAAAGUAUUAUAUAUUUUACGUUGUGGCAGACAAAGAGUUUGUAUGAGAAUGUAUUAUGCUGAUCAAGGAAGUGUCUUUAAAUGUUAAAGGCUGUAAGCAUUGCUAAACUUUCUCUUUGUAGUGUUGUAGAAGACUUUGUAUCUUAGAUUUUUCACUCCCUCUCAGAAAAAAAAAGAGCUAUUGCUGAAAAGCUCAUUUUAAUUUAUCCGAUUGGAUAAUAGUUUUGAAGUUUCUGUGAGGGUGAGACUGUUCUUUUUUUUUCAGUUGGCUACUAAUGACAUAUGAUGUAGAUUUUGGAUUUGAGUGUUUAUGCAACUGUUCAGCUGUGAUUGUAGUAGGUCUAGUUCCAUUGUUCAGAGCAGUGCCAUGAUCAUUUGCGCAUUAUAUGAGUAACUUUGAUGUAACACUUUUCUGUGUAAACAUAUUUUUUUUGUUGUAUCCUUAUACUAGUUUCAAUGAAAUGUAAUUCUUUGGCCCCCAGCUGGAAUAUAUUUUUUACUUUUUUAUUUUUUAUUUUAUUUAUUUUUUUUUAUUAUUAUUAUUUUUUUUUGUAUAGUGCUAUGUGGAAUUUUGAAUUUGCAUAUUAUUUUGUUCUUUUAAUUCACAAUUGUUCUUUUUCUUUUCCUUCUAAUCAUUGUUCUACUUUUCUUCCUUUUGUUAGUACUCCAUUUCCCAGCUCUUUAUCAUCAUCAUUUUCAUUAUCAUAUAAAAGAUUAACAUUAUUUGGUACUUUUUUUUUAUGUUUCAUUAGAAAGAUGUUUGAUUAGCAUGAAAAAAUAUAUAUAAAAAAUUCCACAAAUAAAUGUUUUUGCCGGAAACAAAAUAUAUAUAUAAAAAAAAAUCCACAAAUAAAUGUUUUUGCCGGAAACAAAAUAUACAUAUAUAAAAAAAAUCCACAAAUAAAUGUUUUUGCCGGAAACAUUAUCCACCCUCUCGUCUAGACCAAAGAUCACAUGCACACUGUGUACCCUGAAGGAGACCUUUCCCCACUAGCAAUGAUUAUGAACAAAGACGAGCUCCUAUGGCGUUGCGGAAGGUCAUGGGGUCAUGGGCUAUGUUGGUAACAUAUUUAUAUUUUGACAUUUUUGUAUAUUUUCCUUACACAGUGUAGUCACAUGCAUUAACAAGUGCAUGCAAAGCUCCAGUUUGAAGUUCAAGAAAAGAUUGAGCUAGUCAUGCUUAGUUCCAGUAUGUGUAGUUUGGAGAUGUAUUGUUUCAGUAUUGUAUCCUCACACUAGCCAUGGUACAAAUGUAGGGCCACAUUAUUCAGGUAAUUUUGGUAUAGAUUAUUUUUUUGCUUUCAUCGAUGACUUCUUUUUCACUGCAUAAAAAGUACUUUUAAGGUAUUUUUCUUCACAGAAAUUGAUGUUUUUGGGGAGCUGAUGUCAUUUAUUUUGAUUUUCAAAAAUGUUAGAUAAUAUUUAGCUCAUAUGCAAAAAUAAAAUGUGAAUGGAUAAAA
Messenger RNA from Penaeus indicus, 6081 nucleotides. RefSeq names its product motile sperm domain-containing protein 2-like. NCBI's taxonomy places the organism in Eukaryota, Metazoa, Arthropoda, Malacostraca, Decapoda, Penaeidae. The record is from RefSeq and is a predicted model, not a curated record. The transcript is spliced from 10 exons. Gene Ontology annotation, cellular component: endoplasmic reticulum-endosome membrane contact site; endomembrane system. Bases 174 to 1700 code for a protein of 508 amino acids.